Messenger RNA from Paramecium primaurelia, 629 nucleotides. NCBI's taxonomy places the organism in Eukaryota, Ciliophora, Oligohymenophorea, Peniculida, Parameciidae. The record is from the annotation of a GenBank genome assembly.
AUGUCUCACAUAAAUACAGAAUAGUUUGGCGUUAUUAUAAGUGUUGGUACUCAACUAUAAAUACUUUAACUCAUAUAUGACUUACAAAAGUCUAGUAAAAACGAUUAAGAGUAGUUAUGGUUAUUGAUUUUCGAUAGGCUUACAACUGUGCAGAAAUGUAAAAAUUAUUAACUUUUAUUUAUCAUGCAUGCAUUGAAGAAAUUUUUCUUCAAAACUCAAUAAGUUGGUAUUAUACUUAUUAUGAUAAACAGAAAAUAUGUCUACUUAGUCUGUUUCGCUCUUGAUAGAAAUAAAUUAGCUUUUUGUAGUACUGAUAACUCAAUCCGUCUAUGGGAUGUAAAGACAGGAUAAGAAAUUAAAUCUUCUGAUAAAAAUUACAAAGAUAUUCUUGAAUAAUUUAAGAUUCCAUUUCAAUCACAUCGCCAUUUUUCCAAAGGUAGUAUUUAUUCCCUAUCAUAUUUUUAGCUUCCAAUUACAUCACUACACUCCUCAUAUCAUAAUCCGCAAUAUUCUAAGCAUAAGGAACACUUAUUUUGAAAGGAGAAUUUAUAAACCAUUAAGGAAAAGAUUUAAAACCUUUAUUCAAAUCUAAAGAAAGUUGCUUUUUACAAGACUUAGAGCGAAAAUGA